Messenger RNA from Hyposmocoma kahamanoa, 1679 nucleotides. RefSeq names its product serum response factor homolog (gene bs). Gene Ontology annotation, molecular function: DNA-binding transcription factor activity, RNA polymerase II-specific; RNA polymerase II cis-regulatory region sequence-specific DNA binding; protein dimerization activity. The record is from RefSeq and is a predicted model, not a curated record. Gene Ontology annotation, biological process: positive regulation of transcription by RNA polymerase II. Bases 131 to 1351 code for a protein of 406 amino acids. The transcript has 7 exons. NCBI's taxonomy places the organism in Eukaryota, Metazoa, Arthropoda, Insecta, Lepidoptera, Cosmopterigidae.
CGAGCGGCCGAGUCGUCAGUCCCGCCUUCGGUCCUUUCGCGUUUUCGGUCAGUCUCCGUUCGUCGUUCGAACGGUGAGGUGUGGAUAGCGCGUGCGCGCACCGGUUACUGUGGCGUACUGCGAGGUUAUUAUGGACGCGCCCGGCGGAGCGCGCGAGCCCCGCUUCGGGUCGCCUUACGGGAUGGGGCUGCUGGGGGAAGUGCAGGACAUGUACGGUGGAGGCCGGCCGCCAAGCUCUCUGGGCGGGCCACUGCGGCCUGGCAUGCAACCCUGCCCGGUGCCUCGAGGAGUGAAGAGACCCUCCGACCAGUGCUACGACGAGCGACCCUCCCAGAGCUUGGGUUUGGAGCACUGCCCGAUGCCAGACAUAGCGGACGAUGGCUAUGCAUCCCUGCAGCCCAAGAAGUCUCCCCCGUCCAAUGGCAAGAAGACCAAAGGGCGCGUCAAGAUAAAGAUGGAGUAUAUAGACAACAAACUGCGGAGGUACACAACGUUCUCGAAGCGGAAGACUGGCAUUAUGAAGAAGGCUUACGAGUUAUCGACCUUGACGGGUACUCAAGUGAUGCUACUAGUCGCGUCGGAAACGGGACACGUGUACACAUUUGCGACGCGGAAACUUCAGCCGAUGAUCACAUCGGAUUCAGGGAAGAGAUUGAUUCAGACGUGUCUGAACUCUCCCGAUCCGCCCACCACAAGCGAGCAGCGGAUGGCGGCCACCGGCUACGAGGAGACCGAGCUGACGUAUAACAUUGUAGACGACGACAUGAAGGAGGAGAACGCUGGUGGCGAAGGAGAAGAGAAAGCCAAGGACGAGCCACCAUCUUCCGGGGACAGCGGUGACGAGAGCGGCAGUGAACCUGAGUCUCCGACCGAGAAACUGCUGCAGCAACAGAAUCAUAGACAAGAAUGGACCAUUGAUAACAAUGAACCGGGAGGGAGUAGCAGGGAACGCGUCAACGACCCUCAAGCAUCGACAUCAGCAACGACUCAAGAAGCCGACAGCAGUAAAGCACCUACUUUACCAAAGAUACUGCCCAAAAUCGACCUUCCGGGAGGAGCAAUGUUAUACCACUCGGGGGUUCUAGCGGGUGUGGGCUUGGAUGGACUUGGCUCGAAUCUUGGACUUGGAAACUUGGCAAUGGGAUAUCCACCUAGCUUCAUUUUGGGACUGGCUAAUCAAGGACAAGAAGGUGCAUCAUCAUCAUCACAACCGCAGUUCAUCACAAUCCCGCUGUCAAUGGCGAUGGCUGCAGCCGCUGGUAAUCCGUCCACAUCCAACGGGUGUCCAGUCAGCGCAUCCAGUGAUGACAGCAGCGAACUACAAGACCUUAGCACUGGAGCACGGAAGUGAUCAGUCGGGAAAGAUUGAAAGGCGACGCAAACUUAAUUAUUGUAAAUUUACUGUACCAAAGUUUAUGUAUUUGGUAAAUUAACUUAACCAGUGUGUUAACAAGUAUUUUAAUGUAAAUCAAUAAAGAAGUCAGUUAAAAUUUGUAUCAAACUCGUUAAUCGAAAAGUUAAAAAGGAAUUAAGUUUAGAAAAGCCCAAUAAUCGAUGUUGAAUACAAAAACGUACGUUACGUUACCUAUAGUUAGUUACUGAUUAUAACAUUAGUUAAAAGCACGACAAGGGGAAAAUCAGUAUUAAUAACGGUCAAGACCGUGGUGCCGACAAUACAG